AUGGACGGAAAUGCGCUUCAACAGCCUUCGACCGUCGGCGAUGGCUCCGGCUCGAUGUGGUCCCAACUCCUGAGCAAUCCAUUUUUCACUGCGGGCUUUGGCCUCGCUGGCCUGGGAGCUGCCGCGAGAUAUGGCUCGCGAGCACUCAGCAGCGCUGCCUCGCUCGUCAGACAUCGCAUGCUGGUCGAUCUGGAGAUAACGAGACAUGACAAAGCGUAUCCGUGGCUUCUCGGCUGGAUGACCAGGCAGUACCACAGUCAACUCGCCCGUCCUGCACACCGAAAGCGAGUCGGAAUCGUCGACAGCCUCAUCCAACGAUUCACACCCCGCCUCCAUCAUCUUCAAAUCGACACACAAGUCGUGAAGAGCGCUGCUGGUUCUGAUCAAACCACCUUCACCCUGGUGCCUGGACACGGAUCUCACAUCUUACGAUACAAGAAUGCCUUCAUCGCAGUCAGUCGCGAACGCGUGGAGCGCAGCCAGGAUUCCCAAGGGAGGCCGUUCGAGACUGUAAAACUGACCACCUUGUACCAUUACCGCCAUGUCUUUGAAGACAUUCUUCGGGAGUCGCAUGAAAUGGCGAAUCAAAGCGUUGAGGGCAAGACAGUGGUCUACACCUCUCACCGAAUGGGCUGGGAACCCUCCGGCGAGCCCAAACGACGAAGGCCUUUUCACUCCGUAGUGCUUGAGGAAGGCUUGGCAGAACGUAUCUUGCACGACAUUCGUGAGUUUCAAGAUGCAAGAACCUGGUAUCUGGACAGAGGCAUUCCAUAUCGACGCGGCUAUUUGCUCUAUGGACCUCCUGGAACGGGGAAAACCUCUUUCGUGCAAGCUCUUGCUGGUGAGAUGGACUUCAAUAUUGCUAUGCUCAGCCUGAGUCAGCGAGGUUUGACUGAUGAUCUGCUGAAUCAGCUUUUGGUUCAGGUCCCGCCUCGGACGAUUGUCCUGCUAGAGGACGCGGAUGCUGCAUUCAGCAAUCGUCAACAAGUCGACUCGGACGGAUACAGUGGGGCAAACGUGACCUACUCAGGACUUCUCAAUGCGCUAGAUGGAGUUGCCAGCGCUGAGGAGCGAAUCAUAUUCAUGACAACCAACCAUGUCGAUCGACUCGAUGAUGCCCUGAUCCGGCCUGGUCGCGUAGACAUGACUCUUCAUCUUGGGAAUGCCACCGAGCACCAAAUGGAACGUCUCUGGGAUCGUUUCUAUGCAGAGCAGGAUCCCGAUGGCAGUGGAAGACGACGCUUCAUCGAUGAAGCAAAGAGACAUGAUCUGGUCGGCAACGUCAGUACGGCCGCUCUACAAGGGCUGUUCGUCUACAACAAGGGCGAUGUGGAAGGUGCUAUCGCGAUGGUCGACCAGCUUGCUUCUCUCCGACCUGGUCAGCAGAAGUCACCCUAG
Messenger RNA from Pseudocercospora fijiensis CIRAD86, 1398 nucleotides. RefSeq lists its product as uncharacterized. Gene Ontology annotation, molecular function: ATP hydrolysis activity; ATP binding. Bases 1 to 1398 code for a protein of 465 amino acids. Gene Ontology annotation, biological process: mitochondrial respiratory chain complex III assembly; protein insertion into mitochondrial inner membrane from matrix. The record is from RefSeq and is a predicted model, not a curated record. The transcript has a single exon. Lineage: Eukaryota; Fungi; Ascomycota; Dothideomycetes; Mycosphaerellales; Mycosphaerellaceae. Gene Ontology annotation, cellular component: mitochondrial inner membrane.